Messenger RNA from Lytechinus pictus (painted urchin), 4394 nucleotides. Its product is annotated as tetratricopeptide repeat protein 29-like. The record is from RefSeq and is a predicted model, not a curated record. Gene Ontology annotation, cellular component: cilium. Bases 189 to 1598 code for a protein of 469 amino acids. Gene Ontology annotation, molecular function: protein binding. Lineage: Eukaryota; Metazoa; Echinodermata; Echinoidea; Temnopleuroida; Toxopneustidae. Gene Ontology annotation, biological process: cilium movement. The transcript is spliced from 10 exons.
GAACCGCGAAUUAACCGACUUCACCGGUGAGUGAAUUGAACUCCGUUAGCUAGUUUUUUCAUUUUUUUUUCGCAUUCUAAUCAAAUUCUUAUCAUCAUAAGGUUAAAUUACAUUUUAUGAGGCAUCAGGAUGUAGUAUAAAACUUAUUAACGAGGCAUUCCUGAAGCUAUUAGAGAAAGAGAGAGAGCAUGAUGAUGGCUGCUCCUCUGCCAGCUAUUCACAACACGAGAGGGCAUUCCCCUAUCCUAGAACCGGUCAUGCAGCACAGGGUUCCCAGUCCACCCAACAAGAUGAGACCGGCAGAGCAGUAUACCAAGCCAAAAUACAGAAUGCAAGGUAGAAGAGACAGGCAGCACUCGUUGAAGAACGGAUCUGGUAGAAAUCGAAGUCCACAGAUGAGCAAGAUCGAGACCCAGAAAUACCGCAAUACUUUCUUCCACAACCUAUGCUUGGAGGUUCUUCAGGAGGGCUUUCACCGCUCCUUCUCCGAGAUCUUUGCCCUCGUGAAGCACCAGCAGAAAAUAGUCGAGGAUGCAGGGGCAGACUCUCUGCUGCAGGAUCGAUCCAUACUUGCAGACCAGCACGAGAAACUGAGGCAGAUGAAACAACAUCUCACAGAGGCUGAGCUUGCCCUAAGACAAGAUGACAUGAACAAAGUCUAUGCAGAGCGGGAAAGGCUCGCUAUGUAUUUCUUGGACGAAAACGACUUAUGGCUAGCCGAUCACUUCUUUCAAUCUUGUCUGGAGACGGCCACAAGGGUGGUGGAAGGAGGAGAUAGGAAAGAGGCUGAGGCGCACUGUAACAUUGGUCUCGGCUUUGAAAGGAGAGGGGAGUUCUCACUGGCUGCUGAUCAUUUCGAGGCUUUCUACACAUUAACGUCAUCCAAGGAAUGGCUUACCAAGGAGAAUCUUUCGCUUCACUCUGAGGCGUGCGAGCACCUGAGACGCCUUUACACCGCCACGGCGCAGACCUUCCAGAGUCAGUACAACACCGAUCACAAAGAGGCCAUCGACUAUCUCACCAAGGCACAUCAAAUGGCCAAAGAAAGUAAAGAUGGGCAAAAAGAAGGAGAGGCUAGCUACAGAUUAGGUCAAGCAUAUGAGAGAUCCGGCGACAGUGAGACUGCAUUGAUGCACUUACAAUGUUACAUGGACAUCUGUAAACGAUACAAUGACCAAGCUGGAAUGGGGCAAGCAUGUGAAGCUAUUGCUAAGUCAUAUGAGAGACAAGGAAAGCGAGAUGAGGCAGUGACUUACCUAGAGAUGUUUGUUGAAAUUGCUGAGAAGAACAACGAGGAGAAGGCACUGAGCCAAGCUUGUAGCUGUCUUGGUGCCAUUUAUAAUUCACUGGGCGAAUACGAAAAAGCAUCUCAUUACUUUGGGAAAGCCUACACUAUGGCCCGUAGCUUAGGGGAUCCCGAAACAGUUGAGGAGGCCAGGACGCAGUUCGGGAUUUCCAGCGCGCACAAAGCGCUCACAUCGUUCGUGUCGGUGGUGGAGAGUCCGUCAAGAAAAAUCAUGGCUCAGCUGAUGAAUUGGAAGGACGUCAGGAACGAUGCUUUUGUGGUUGCUACAGCAAAGGAAGAGGGAUCCCACUGACAGUGAUAAAUACCAAAUGAAGUCAGAAUGUCUGUGUCUUUCCUUGGGGAACUCUGCCAGUGUCCAUCAGAGCUCAUAUGUGUAAAUAGAGAUACUUUUGUAAAGACUAUUGUAAAUACAAUAGAUUAUCAAACUUGAGGAUACCGUCCACUUGGAACCCUUUUUUAGAUACUUGCUAUAAAACGAAUUAUAGUUUGGAUGCUCCAAACAUAUGCCCACAAAGGAUAUUUGGUGUACCAUGAAGCAUCUACAUUGACAUAGUUUGAAAAUGGAUGAAAUAUUUCCAGACAUGCUUUGAAUGAAAUUGAGAGAUAAAUCUCCCCCUUUUGGAUAAUCAGCCAUCUUCACUGCCAAAGAUUCUUGCAGAUGUUCUUGAGAUGAUGAGAGUGAGAGGUUUGCUUGUUUAGGUCAAGCAUCCAUCAGGCGGACCCACCUAUUUAGUGAUAUUCUCGACUGAUAUAAUAUUUCAUAUGUACUGGUUUCGUCAAGUACUUCAGACAUAUUUAUUCAGACAUCUUUAUUACCGAUAUCAUAAGAUGCAUUUCCUGUACACAUAAUGGUUUUGAAGUUUGUGCCUCGAGGCUCCAUAUUCAAAGUUGAGUAUGACAUGCGAGUACAAGCAUUAAGCCGAAUAUGAAUAAGAAUACAAGCUCAGCCUGUCCCUAAAUAAUUAAAUCAAAACAGAUUCACUAACCAUAUAUCAAUAUAUAUGCAAUACAGCAAUAAGAACAUGUCCCCUCCGUAGUGAGUACAUUGUAUCUCUGUCAGGCAUUAGCGUGACACAUGCUGGUAUUUUCUUUCUGCUCAUUUGAUCAUUUAUUUUUAACAUUUGAUAGAAUAACUAUUUUUGAUACCCUGCAUUGACAGUAUCGCACGCAUCUCACACGCAGUUGCCCGAAGAAGCGCAGGCAAGUCUGAUUUGCAUGCAGAAGAUUUUUUAACAUGCUGAAAACUUUGUUGCGCUUUAGUUGCGGGCAAUCACCCGCAACUCACCCGCAAGCCUUGCAUGGAACUUACACAUGUCAGAUUGACCCCUCUAAACAAACCCUGAAGAGGACUUAUAGGAUUAAGAAUCUGUAUACGGUCAAUCGUCAAGUCCUAUGAUGCCAAUUUCAGUUUUUGAGCAAUGCUUGAAACUUAAUACUCCUGGAACAUUUAAUGUGUCCAGGCCUGAAUGUGUCACAAACUGUAUUGUCAAGGUAAUAUCAAAUUAUCCUUUAGCAAUAAGGCUGCCCAGAUGAUUGAGGGUAGUAAUCAUCUUUCUUGUAUUGCCCUAAUAUUAUUUAUGAAUUAAAUUAAAAUGUCAUCAUCAAGCAAAUGACUUUAGAUAUGCAAUGGGAUGAUGGAUAAAGUUGUUUGUAAAGUGUAAAAUGACUUUACAAUGUACAUUCCAGAGUCAUCGUUUUAAAUUUGUAUGGGGUACUUGAUGAAGCGGCAGUUGUUUUUCUUGGUAUGUGCUAUUUUUCCUAAGACAAAACGAAUGUAUACGAAAUGCUGAAACAAAUUUUCAGACAAAUUUCAUCUCUGGAGACAUUGGCAAGAUACAGUGCUGUCAUGUCAUGAACAUAAAUAUAAAUUCCAUGAAUUCCUGGUGUUUAUUAUUGGUUCGUAAUGACUGAUAAAUUUUUCACCUUGAAGCAUGGAAUGAAGCAUGAAAUCGUUUGUCAGAUUAUAUUUUGGUUGCACAGGUAAAACCGUAGUCAAUCUUUUAAGAAAAACAGUUCUGGAAUUUAUUUCCCAUGGCAUUGACGAGCUGUAAAGUAAAGUAAAGUUUAAAAAGUCAAUAACUUAAUUAUUCUUCAACAGAUUUUCACCAAUACUUCAUGAAAGGGCUAGUCUAGUACCCCAACAAAACGUUUAUUUCAAUACAAAGAGAAACAUCAAACAAGCAUAAAACUGAAAAUUUCAUUAAAAUGAAAUGUAAUGUAAGAAAGUUAUUACAUUUCAAGGUUUCGCUUCAUUUCACAAAUCAGUUUAGUUAUACGCAUUUCCUGGUUGGUAUACAUAAGAGGGCCCUGAUGACAUCACCCGCUCACUACUUUUUUGUAUUUUAUUGUAUGAAAUAUUUUAAUUUUCUCCUCAUUUUCAUGUAAAACAAACUUUCAUUCCUCCUGGAACAUGUGGAAUUAGCAUUGUUUGAACUUUUAGUGGGUUGAUCAUGAGGAUCCUUAUUGUAAAAUCUGUGAUAAUUGAAAUAUUGUGCAAAUCAAACAAUAAAUCAAAAGAAAGCGUGAGUCACUCCUAUAUCAUUGAAUCGUGCAGAAAAUAUAAGUGUAAAACAGGCAAAACUUAAAAAAAUAUCAUUAAUUUCUUAUUUUACAUCCAAUUUUGAUAAAUAUUGUCAGCUUUAUGCUUGUCUGAUUUUUCUAUAUUGAUUCAAAUAAACUUUUUUUUCUGGGGUGGUCUUAAAUCUUUGAUAUAUAUUUAAUUUAUUUCUCUGUUUUUAUUUAAACCAAUCAGGGUAAACCUCUCCUACAAGUAUGCAUAUGUAACAUUGUUAUGUAGGUUAUGCAUGUAAUCUACCUAUAUAUGUACAUGUACAGUAUAUAUGUAUUUCAUGAACAGACUUACAACUAUUGUAACUUUGUCAUUAUUGUAACUACCAUGGAAAUUACAUGACAAUUGCCAUAAUGGCAAAGUUACAAUAGGUGUCAAAAAAAAUAUCCUUAUGAAACGGGUCCAGAGGUGGCUUUUAAAAUGUAAUUUUCAUGCAUAUUCCUUUUUAUGUUCCCAUGAACACAUUCAUCAAUAAAUGGCUGUUUCCAUGGCUAAUGUAAUGGACUUUUAAAAAGUUUA